Messenger RNA from Lichtheimia ornata, 663 nucleotides. RefSeq lists its product as uncharacterized. The transcript has 8 exons. Lineage: Eukaryota; Fungi; Mucoromycota; Mucoromycetes; Mucorales; Lichtheimiaceae. The record is from RefSeq and is a predicted model, not a curated record. Gene Ontology annotation, biological process: vesicle-mediated transport. Gene Ontology annotation, cellular component: membrane. The coding region runs from base 1 to 663 and encodes 220 amino acids.
AUGUCACUCAUCUAUUCUGUCAUUGCACACCAAGCAGUCAUUCUAGCCGAGCAUUCAAACAGUAGCGGUAAUUAUGGACAAGUCACCCAAGCCAUUCUCGAAAAGAUACCUCCAAACAACUCAAAGUUGACCUAUGUCUAUGGAAGCUACUUGUUCCACUACAUUUGCGAGGAUGGUAUCACGUACAUGUGCAUGGCAGACAAUUCAUUUGGUCGUCGUAUCCCAUUCGCCUUUCUUCAAGAUGUCAAAGAAAAGUUUCUAUCAACCUACGGCAAGGAUCGAGUUCUGAAUGCUCGUACUCCCUAUGGCUUGAAUGAGUUUUCUCGCGUGUUGGCGAAGCAAAUGGAAUACUUUUCGUCCAAUGCAGGAUCCGAUAGGCUGAAGCAAGUCCAUGGAGAGAUCGAGCAAGUGAAGGAUGUGAUGGUGCACAAUAUUGAACGCGUACUUGAACGUGGCGAGCGUAUUGAACUUUUAGUGGACAAGACCGAUAACCUCAAUCAGCAAGCAUUCGCUUUCAAGAAGAGAAGCACCCAAUUGAAGCGUGCAAUGUGGUGGAAGAAUACCAAGCUCAUGAUCAUGAUUGGCGUACUACUCUUCCUUAUUGCAUAUUUUAUUGCUGCAUCAGUAUGCGGUUUCCCAGCAUUCGGAGACUGCCGAGGCUAA